AUGAAAAUUUUAUUACUUGUGGAUAAUGUUACUUCCUAUAAUGUUGAUAAUCUUGAAGAUUACCCAAAUAUCUUAAUUUGUGAUUUUGAUAGAAGUAUUGAGGAAUCAAGCAAAAUAGAUAUAUUUCAGAUUGAAAUCUUAUCUAGCCAACAUCUUGUUAAAAUUUUCCAAGAAUUGGAACCAGCACCUAAUGAUGAUCUUGAAGCUCAAAUCAUUCAAAUUCCUAAAAUUAUUACAACUCAACAUGAGGCCCAAGAAGUUAUUGACUUAACUGAAGAUCUCCACCUUCGACAACUCACUCAAGACUAUCUUGAUGAUGAUGAGUCUAUUAAGACUGAAGAAGCUUUGGAUGAUGAACUAAUUAUAGAAUUGGUUAAAAAUCUAAUUGUUAAUGAUAAUAGGUCUGAUGACCAAGUAGAUGAAGAACCUAAAAUUAUCUUUGCAGAAACCAAAAACAGCCUUCUCACCUUUAUCUGCCAGCAAUUUUUCCAGAUUGAUAGUUUUAUUAAAGAAAACGAUGAGGUUUUUUUUAUGAUUUUUUUACCCGAACACAUUGAGCUUCUAUCAAAUUCAUGA
Racocetra persica is the source of this 576-nucleotide messenger RNA. NCBI's taxonomy places the organism in Eukaryota, Fungi, Glomeromycota, Glomeromycetes, Diversisporales, Gigasporaceae. The record is from the annotation of a GenBank genome assembly.